AUGGGGUCAUGCAUCGUACACAUUUUUCCGAAUGGUGAUGAGAAACUCAUCUCACAUGCAGCCAGACCCUUGACUUCAGCUGAGGCCAGCUAUAGUCAAAUAGAAAGAGAAGCAGCAGCACUCAUCUUUGCCGUUAAGAAAUUUCACAGGAUGAUUUUUGGACCUAAGUUUCUGCUUCUCACCGAUCAUAAGCUUCUACUAGCAAUAUUCGGUAGUAAGAAAGGCAUACCAAUUUACACCGCCAACAGGCUACAGAGGUGGGCGUUAACGUUUAUGAUGUAUGAUUUCGAUAUCAAAUAUAUUUCAACAAAUGAAUUUGGAUUCGUCGAAGUAUUAUCACGUUUAAGCAACACCAAAACAAAUUUGGACGAAGAUAACGUCAUAGCUUCAACAAUAUUUGAAUAUGAUUUUAAAAGUAAUCUGCUUGACACAAUCAACACGCUUCCAAUAAACUUCAAAAUGAUACAACAAGCAACAUCAAAUUGUAAAAUCCUACAAGCAGUCAUCAAGAACCUGGCGUCUAGAUGGAAGUACCCUAUAUCACCACAAAUUUCACCAUAUUAUGCCAGGAGAGAAGGAUUAGCUGCCGUCGAUGGAUGCAUAAUGUUUAAAGACUGCAUAAUCAUAUCAGCGUGUUUUCAAAAGAGAAUUUUGCGACAACUUCAUCGAGGUCAUCCGGGUAUUGACAAAAUGAAAACCGUUGCAAGAUGUCAUGUAUAUUGGCCAGUAAUCGACGAAGACAUUACAUCAUUUGUGCAUCAAUGCCAUGCCUGUGCCAGUGCAGCAGUCUCCUGA
Eupeodes corollae is the source of this 795-nucleotide messenger RNA. RefSeq lists its product as uncharacterized. NCBI's taxonomy places the organism in Eukaryota, Metazoa, Arthropoda, Insecta, Diptera, Syrphidae. The transcript has a single exon. Bases 1 to 795 code for a protein of 264 amino acids. The record is from RefSeq and is a predicted model, not a curated record.